Molecule: messenger RNA, 1743 nt
Organism: Phialemonium atrogriseum
Lineage: Eukaryota; Fungi; Ascomycota; Sordariomycetes; Cephalothecales; Cephalothecaceae
Product: XLF-domain-containing protein
Exons: 1
Coding region: 1-1743 (580 amino acids)
Biological process (GO): double-strand break repair via nonhomologous end joining
Cellular component (GO): DNA ligase IV complex; nucleus
Molecular function (GO): DNA end binding
Source: RefSeq, a predicted model, not a curated record
AUGCCUGGUCCACGGUCAUGGAGACCACUGCCACUGGCAGUCCCAGGUAUUCCAAGCCUGCUGGUCUGCACCGAUUUUACACCCCAGUCAUACUCGGUCCGCAUCACGGAUCUCGCCAACUUGUGGACCGAGAGCCUUGAGAAGAAGCCGAUCAUCAUGAGAGGCCUGAAGGAAGACACCAGCAUCGAUCCGACCGACGGGCCGGAUCAGAUACGGAAGCUCCUUGAUCUUCUUCGGGCAGCGUUUGACCCCACUUCUCCGGAGCAUGGCGACACCAGCAUGGCGCUCUCUAGAGGCGGGAGCGGCGACGCGGGCGACGACGGUCUCGUCAUCCACAUCACCGUCAUCCUACCGGGAGGUCUGCGCCCCCUCAAAUGGCCCAUGCACCUCAAGAAGUCCACUCAAUCGGCUAUCGCCACGGAUCUCGUGCUACCCCUGAUCCAAGCACACCACGCCCGGACACGGGAGAUGACCGAGCUGGUCGCCGCCUUGCGAGACAAGGACAGCGUGAUAACCAAGCUGGUCGACAAGCUAGAGGCCGUGGGAACGGGGCUCGAGCACACCUUCACCUCCCUCUCGGGCCGGCGCAAGGUGACGAGGGCGAUCGCUGAGGAGCGGGUGAAGGGUCUCGCACCCUUCAGGGAAGCCGAUUUCCGGAAGCGGGCCGUGGCAGCCAAGACCGAGGCCGGGCCAGCCGACAUCCCUGUACUGCUCGACGACGUAUUUGGCGGGGACGGAGGGCUGGCGUGCGGGGCCGACCUGGACAUUGACGAUUCGCCCGCCCUCAACGACUGGUGGGUGAAGCUUGGCAAGGGCAAGCACAUCGCCCUGGUGGAGCGCGGGAAGGAGAAGACCUCCAAGAAGACAGAAUCGCCACCGCCGCUUGUGCGGACCAGACGCAAGGCCGACACUGACGAUGAUGACGACGACGACGACGACGACUUCCAGGUCCAGGCCACCCCUCCAGGCCUCACCACCAGGAAGCGCGACAAAUCCACCCGGCGGCCCCAGGCACCACCCAGCGCAGCUGACGACGACGACGACGAGACCUCGGACGGCGAAGACGGAGAUGGAGCCAAGAUCCCCGACAGCAUGCCCGAACCACCAUCGCAGCAGCGCACCCGCCACGCCACAGACGCCAAGCCAUCCGCGUCCCGCCUCGGCGCAAUCGGCAAGCGGAUGAAGCCGGCCCCCAAAACCAGGACCCCGUCCCCGCCACCACCGCCGCCGGCGCAACCGGUCCGCCAGGACGACGACGAUGACGACGACGACGGCUCCGCCACCGCGUCGGACGUCGACGACGACGAGAACUCGCCGCCGCCGCCGCCGCCGCCGCCGCCAAAGACCCCGCCGCGGCGAGGCGCGCUGGGCCGUAUCGGCGGGGCCGGCGCCAGAGCCCAGGCAGGGCCAUCAUCGGCGCCGGCAGCUAAGGGACGGGAGGAGGAGAAAGACGGCGACGGCGACACCGCGGCGGCGGUGACGACGCCGAGGACCAGGGGCCGGCUGGGGGUUAUUGGGCGGAGGGGUGGUGGUGCUGCUGCUGCGGACGGGGAUGGAGAGAAGGAAGCAGAGAAGCGCGGGAGGGGAGGGACGCCGGUGGCGACGGCGGCGAAGGAGGAGGAGGAAGAGGAGCGGCCGCGGGAGACGUCGCGGGAGCGGGCGGAUAGGAAGAGGGCGGAAUUACAGGGCGAGCUGCAGAAGAGGGCUGGGGCCGGGCCGGCGAGGAAGAAGCGGAAGUUCUGA